Molecule: messenger RNA, 667 nt
Organism: Candidula unifasciata
Lineage: Eukaryota; Metazoa; Mollusca; Gastropoda; Stylommatophora; Geomitridae
Source: the annotation of a GenBank genome assembly
AUGAUGGCACCACAGAAGAGGUCUGCAGAAGAGGCGGAAUCCCUCUUGGGUGGUGUGAAAUCUAUUUUACUAGAGAUAGAUGGAACAACAACUCCACUUUCCUUCACCGAGGACACACUUCUUCCUCAUGUACGAAAUAAUCUUGAGAGUUACCUGAAGAAAAAAUUUGACAAUGCUGAUGUACAGAAAGCCAUCGCUGCAUUGAGAGAUCAGGCGGCCAAAGACAAAGAGGAGAAAGUCGAGGGUGUGGUGGAGAUUCCCAGCGGAGAUGCAACCAAAGAAGAUGUCAUUAAAGCAGUGGUUGACAAUGUUCGGUGGCAGCUGGAUGGAAAGAGAAACACAACAGAAUUGAAAGCACUGCAGGAAUUUGUAUUGAGAGAUGCAUAUGCGUCCAAAGCAGUCACAGUAGAGUUAUUCGAAGAUGUUGGUCAGAUGCUGAAAAUGCUCGCUGAGGAAGGCAUCCAGUUGUAUGUCUAUUCAUCUUCCAGUGUGGAAACUCAGAAACUGUUCUUUGCAAACACCAAUCAGGGAGAUCUUUCUGAUGUUUUCGCUGGUUACUUUGACACAACAACGGGCAGUAAGACAGAGAGUGCUAGCUACAAGAAAAUUGCCACAGAGAUCGGCAAUGAACCUAAAGAUAUCCUUUACCUCACCCAUGUCCCUCAAG